AUGCUCCUGUCCUUCAUCUCCGGUGCAGGACUAGUCUCACUGUUUGACACCCGCAUCAAAAAACAAGUGGUGAGAAAGUGGGAGACAGACCAUCAGCAAGAUCAUCCUGCGCUGACAGCAAGGCCUCGAAGAGCAAGAUCAACCAUCGCCAUCACUGUUACCGAGGGACAAGGCCGCCGGACCCCUUCUCGAAGGCGAGAUCCUGGAUCGGCCAACACGGUAACGGACCCAAGGCGCCAGGAAAACGCAAGGCGGCUCAUUCUGACGAUGAGAAGGAGUAUCACGACACAUAUGGCACGCAAAUACGGGAUGAGCGGUGAAGACACCUCGUACAAUGCUGAGGAUAGCGACCUGGAUAGCCAUACAGGAAAUGAUGAUACGGACUUCAACUCAGGGUAUGUUGUUGAAGAGAGUGACAGCUGUCACAGCAGUUCUGGUGAAACCAUCUUCGGUGGGCUCGUGCGAGAAAAUGAUUCCGAUACUGAGUUGAGUAUAGGGUGGUUGGAAGGCAGCUCCACCAUCAGUAUGACCACCGACAAUGAUAUCAGUGAACUUGACCUCUUCAUAGAUGAUGUGACGGACGAUAAGAAUGAUGCGGGCCCCGAGGAGACCGGGGCCAUUGUCUGGCGACAUAUCAAAUUCCACAUCAUCCGGAGCAUCUUGGCUGGCCGGCCAAACAUUCUUCUGGCUAAGUUCACCUUCGAAGACGCUCCUGCUGCCCGCCUUAAGUACUCAUUUGCUAUCCCUUCUGCCCUUAUCCCGCUCUGCCGUCCUACAUUUCCGCGAGACGUUCGAAAUCCUCAGCUCUAUCCAUCGCCUCAAAAGGCUGGCGUCGCCCUGUUCAAGGGCCUAGGUCCUAGCUUGACAGGCGUUGUGCCAGAUACCGUGAUCAAAUUCUAUACAUACGGCAACUGCAAGCUGCUUUUGCCCGGUGUUUUACAAUGCUCCAAGUAA
This is a messenger RNA of Paracoccidioides brasiliensis Pb18, 954 nucleotides long. RefSeq lists its product as uncharacterized. The coding region runs from base 1 to 954 and encodes 317 amino acids. The record is from RefSeq and is a predicted model, not a curated record. The transcript is spliced from 3 exons.